Molecule: messenger RNA, 515 nt
Organism: Amborella trichopoda
Lineage: Eukaryota; Viridiplantae; Streptophyta; Magnoliopsida; Amborellales; Amborellaceae
Source: RefSeq, a predicted model, not a curated record
GCAAUUUGUGUCCUCAUGGCAAUGGCGCUUCAUCACUUGUUUGUUGUUUCAGCAGUCUUUCUACUAUUCGUUGGUGGGGUCUCGUCUGAAGCUGAGGAGAAUAACAGCAGGUUUUCGAACAUUGCAUCUGCCACACCAGCGAAGCCCACAUAUGCCCCAAACCCCUCUCCGGCACCGGCACCUGCCCCGGCCCCAUUGUUGCCCCCGGUGGACAUUAAAGAGUGCCCCAGCUUGUGUGAAGGGAGAUGCCUGUUGCAUUCGAGACCGAACCACUGCAAGAGGGUGUGCAAGACGUGCUGCGAGCGGUGCAGGUGCGUCCCGCCCGGUACUGCUGGUAAUAAAAAGAUGUGCGGCAAGUGCUACACCGAUAUGACCACCCAUGGCAACAAACUCAAGUGCCCCUAAGCUCUCUCUCUCGUUUUGUUUGCCCUGAAUGUGUUUGGUAUUGUCUGUUUCCUGUGGGAAGUCUAAGAGAAUCAAUAACGUAAAAAUUUUGGCCAGAGAUCUUAUCUAUU